AAUGCUGAUAAAAUGAUGAUUGCAUGUGAUGGAUUACUUAUAUUUGCGUAUUUUAUAACCACUUAUGCUGGCGCACGUUACUUUUGAAACUCAGAGUAAGCUGUCUAAAAGGAGAUUUUUUUUUCCAUUUUGCCAGCAGCCAUGACUUGAGGUCAGGUUUGAUAUUUUAACUGGCUAUUUUUCUACAUUAAUGUGAUUUCUUGUUAGUGGUGUAGGGUUCUGAAGGUCCCAUCGAAGGAAGACUGUGUUGCAAGCAAUAUUUAGUAUUAGUAAUGUAGGGUAAUGCUGCUGCCCUUGGGGCAGGAAAGCUGUGCUGUCAGCAUUAUUAUUGCUAGUGGUUAGGAUUAGUAACGCAGUAAUGCUGCUGCCCUUGGGGCAGGAAAGCUCUGCUGUCAGCAUUAUUAUUCCUAGUGGUUAGGAUUAGUAAUGCAGUAAUGCUGCUGCCCUUGGGGCAGGAAAGCUCUACUGUCAGCAUUUUUAUUGCUAGUCCUUGGCAUUAGAAAUGCAGUUUGUCAUUUAAUUAAAAUAAGUUUGUAAUUACUUUUAAGGGAUGUCAUUCUUUAUGUUAUUUGUAUAACAUGUAUAUUUUAGUUACACAAACACAGUGAUUUAACAUGGAAUGUUUGUACUUUGCCAAUUUCUCCCUCUUUCUCUUCAAGCAAUAUUUCUACAGAGAAACAUGAGUGUCUUACAGUCUAUGCGGUCCAGAGGAUUGCAAAGAAGACAUGCCAAAAUUGGAUGCGUAGGACCCUACCCACUUCACAUGGAAAGUUUUCAAUCCCUUGUAGAGAGCAACAAAGUGUCUGAUGAGACCAUGGAUGCCUUGUUCCAUCUGUUCAGCAUGAAGAGCAUCUUUGAACAUAAAAGGGAGGUUGUUGGUCCCUAUUUGGAGCAUGGGAAUCAUUGGACAUUUUUUCAUAGUAAUAUUGUGGACCGGAGUAUAACGUACCUAAACUCACUAGGGGAACAGGAUGAGCAGUACUCUAAAAUAGAAAAGAAUUGGAGUGCCUAUGCUGCAUCAAAAGGCUACCUGGGGCCAUGGAAAAGGAUAAAGCGGGAACAUACCCUUCAGACUGAUAGUAUUUCAUGUGGCAUUUUCACAGCUGUGUUUGCUGAGAUCUUUCUAGAAGGCAAGGAGGAGUAUCUUGCUUGCCCAUCUGUAGAGCAAGAGAGGGAACGACUAGGGUUACUUCUUUUCAAUUCACUUGAUAAGUCGGGUAUUUGUGGUAUCUGUCACCAGAGUGUGUCUGUGAAGAACAAGGGAAGAUGCUCUUCUUGUUUUGCAAAUAUUCAUACAAAAUGUCUACCUGGGAGUCAAGAGGACAGCAGGAGUCUUUGCAAAGAAGACAAGUCAGGAGAAAGUCACCAAAACAGAGGAGUUGAGACAGAAGACAGGUCAGGGAAAGUCACCAAAACAGAGGAGUUGAGACAGAAGACAGGUCAGGAGAAAGCAACCAAUACAGAGAAGUCGAGGCAGAAGACAGCUCAGGAGAAAGUCACCAAAACAGAGGAGUUAAGACGGAAGACAGGUCAGGAGAAAGUCACCAAAAUAAAGAUAAUGCAGGACAAAGCCAAGAAGAUCAAAGAGGGGGAUUUCUGGUGGAAAGUGCUCUAAAAGUUUCAGACUUUCACCAAGCAAAGAGAUAUCAGGUCACUUCAGAAGAACUACGGAGGAGAUGCUCUCCACCAGAGAGCUACUCUGUGAACACUGUGGUGGCUUAUCUGCGGAAGGCCAAAGGACAAAAAAAAAAAAAUUGAAGAGAAGUUGACAGAGAUGGAGGUGGAGCCAUCAAAGCGCAC
Molecule: messenger RNA, 1800 nt
Organism: Brienomyrus brachyistius
Lineage: Eukaryota; Metazoa; Chordata; Actinopteri; Osteoglossiformes; Mormyridae
Exons: 13
Coding region: 620-1615 (331 amino acids)
Biological process (GO): proteolysis
Molecular function (GO): cysteine-type peptidase activity
Source: RefSeq, a predicted model, not a curated record